AUGCUUCUUGGCCCAGGCGACCACGCUCCACGAGACCUUAAUAUAUUGGUCAAACAGUGCUAUUUCAGCCUCAUUGAUGCCUUCUUCCGCAUCACACUCUCAUAUGAGUGGGUCGAUCACGAUGUUGCACCUCAUGACGCCUUUGGGGGUGCAUUAGAACAAUUCGUGCAUUACAGGCAGGGAAGCACCAUCAUCACUGUGUCCUCUGUCAGUGACACUUCCUUGUUUAAAGCGGUGCUGGCUGCUCCCUCCACUGCAGACAUGGUUUUCAUGACCCCCGGCAAGCUGUGCACAUUUUAUCCUACACUCACCCUCGAAAAUAACGCUAUCUUGUCGUCCACAGGCUUCCUCGUUGAGCCUGAGAUGAGCAUCGGCAGUGUCUGGAGCCAAUGCUUUCACGUGUAUGAUGAUGCACGUUUCCUCACCUCAGAGUGUGCUCCAACUUGCCCUAGCCUCUGGCAAAAUGUGCGAGAUGAUGGAUCAUCUCUCAUUGUCCAGUGGGACCACCAAUAUCCACUCAGGAACCUCUUGCGCAAAUCCCACACUAUUUGGAGGCUCACUGAGGCUUGUGUGAAUGCACAUUGCAAAUAUUGCUCAAUUCCUGGCAUUCGCAGAUCUCACCUUCCUCAUAGGCAGGCACUCAUAUUCAAGGCUUUGUUGUAUGCCAUGGCUGUGAUGUCCCCACAUGUUGUGCCUGUGCAUUUGCAAGAGGGGAGAGAGCACAUGGAAUGCAUUGACGAUCUUGAAGUCAAUUUCUGGGUCAAUACUUUGGCCCGAAACAAAUUUGUCAUGCCGAUUUCACGUUAUAGGAAAACAUUUCAUGGCAUCCCCGACUACCCGACAUUGCCCUUGCCUUAUGCAUACACCAUUUAUCACGAGGACCCACAAAGCUUGCCUCCCCCAAAUGCUCUUAUGCGCGAUCUGUUCUCGCGUGCAGGAUUGGAUCAUGGGAUCAAAGGCAAUGUGCUGGUCAUCAAACAUCCCAAGCAAGACAGGAACAAGGUUCUGGAUGUGACUGAAGGGGACUUACCACUUAUUCACAUGUUGCUGGAUGGGGGUGGGCUGAGCAAAACACUUUGGAAUCAGUUUAAGUAG
This is a messenger RNA of Suillus discolor, 1095 nucleotides long. RefSeq lists its product as uncharacterized. NCBI's taxonomy places the organism in Eukaryota, Fungi, Basidiomycota, Agaricomycetes, Boletales, Suillaceae. The record is from RefSeq and is a predicted model, not a curated record. The transcript is spliced from 4 exons. The coding region runs from base 1 to 1095 and encodes 364 amino acids.